This is a messenger RNA of Strongylocentrotus purpuratus (purple sea urchin), 1494 nucleotides long. RefSeq lists its product as uncharacterized. Gene Ontology annotation, biological process: Notch signaling pathway. The transcript is spliced from 10 exons. Lineage: Eukaryota; Metazoa; Echinodermata; Echinoidea; Camarodonta; Strongylocentrotidae. Gene Ontology annotation, molecular function: Notch binding; calcium ion binding. Bases 225 to 1409 code for a protein of 394 amino acids. The record is from RefSeq and is a predicted model, not a curated record.
AAUGAUCUCGAUUCGGCAUUAGUUGAUUAGUAUCCCUGACUGACGUCACUCAGCAAAAAAGUCCACCCUCGAAACCUGCUCGAAAUAAGUCCACCCUCUGCCACCACGACCUCCAGUUUAAAUUCCCCUAGGAAUAUUUUGGAGGAACAACAACCAAGUACCAAGUACCUUAUAGAUAGGUCUAGGUGAUUUUAUUAUUUGCGAUAACGGUGAUACAGAUAACCAUGGCAAAGACAAGCGAUCCCGAGAAGAAAUGUGAAAAUGCCCCCCCUGAUGGGGUGGUAAAAGAGGGACCUGAAGAAACAGCACAUGGGUGGCCAUGUCUGAUCUCCCUGAAAAGAAGCAGCCCAUGGGAGGAGAAAGAAAGUCAGAAGGAUUCACCAGGCUUGAAGGAGAAAUCAGAAGAAAUUGCUGCAUCAGAACAGAAUACAUCGAAGGGAAAGGAUAGGUCACUGCUUCCAUGCUCAAAUAAGAAACGCAAGACAUGUACCACCAGGCUUGCAGGAAUUGAGCCCAAGUACAUAUGGAUGCCCCUUUUAAUACCGGUACUGUUCAUAUUCAUACCAGGAGCUGAUGGACUAAAAGUUCAACGGCGGGACUUCAGGAAAAUUAUUAUAGGGAUGAAUGAGGUUAAAAUGGUAACUGACCCAAUUUUGAGACCAGUUGAUGACUCAGUCUAUUCUGUCUUUGCGAAAGAUGGAAAUGAUGACCAUGAAGGCUUUGAAUGCACACCAGGUUUUGUGUCAACAAAUCCAAGUUGCAUCAUAGUUGUAGGGGACACGAGCAAGGCCGAGUGUGAGGGAUUGCAGAUCUCUGGGAAUGCAUCUUACCUUGCUGUAGUUGGCUCAGAGCUGACUCACGACCGAACAACAUACUGUAUCUAUCAACAGGUCCCAAAAUUUUUUAUCCUUUACACUCUAGAGGUUUCCAAGAAACGUGAACAAGACAUCAACGACUGUGCGUCAUACCCAUGCCAGAAUGGAGGAGCGUGCUUGGAUGGACUUGACUCAUACACUUGCAACUGUGCAAAAGGCUAUGACGGAGCUAACUGCGAAAGCGACAUCAACGAAUGUGCGCCUAACCCAUGCCAGAAUGGAGGAGCAUGCGUGGAUGGACUUGACUCAUACACUUGCAACUGUGCAAAAGGCUACGGCGGAGCUAACUGCGAAAUCGCUCCCGAGACUAAUCACUAUAAGGUUGCCUUCUACAUCCUUCUGGGCAUCGAUGUGUUCAUACUUCUUGUCAUCGCCAUCGUCAUCAAGAAAAACUUCCCAUGCAUCCGUGCAUGGUGGAAGAAGUACAUAAUGAAGCAAGAAUCCACAGAUCACAUCGAGGGGGGAUCUCCCUCCCCUACAGUAGGAACGCCCAUGCUGCCUAUUACCGUAGCUCAUGAGCAUCGAGAUGAAUAGAAGGAGCCACUGAUUUUCCUCUUUACAGUUUAAGGCCUUUUAUUAUCCCCUCGCCGACGAAGUUGGAGGGGAUAUAGUAACGCUG